Pseudocercospora fijiensis CIRAD86 is the source of this 704-nucleotide messenger RNA. RefSeq lists its product as uncharacterized. Bases 279 to 611 code for a protein of 110 amino acids. The transcript has a single exon. NCBI's taxonomy places the organism in Eukaryota, Fungi, Ascomycota, Dothideomycetes, Mycosphaerellales, Mycosphaerellaceae. The record is from RefSeq and is a predicted model, not a curated record.
CAUUAGAACUCGGUGUGAAUUUGAUCACUACGAAAUUGUCUUGACCUCAAAGGAGACUUCUUCUUAAACCAAACCCUCCCCCAAACGCCAUCGCUAACCCAGGGUAUAUCUUCGUUCGAAAAAUCCAAACCUCCACAAAGUAAAAAAAAAAUCCCAGAACGUUAUCUACUCACCCUCUUCUCCUCAUCAGCAGUCACAAACGUCUGAGAACUCCACGGUCUCAGGAUCCCUUCCUCAUAACCACUAGCACGCCUCAACGUCGGCGUACUCUGAUACUGAUGUUUUUUAAUCACCACCCACCUCCCACUCGCAGCAUCAAACCCCAUCCGCGGCGCAAAAUGCAUAUCAUGCACCUUGUCGUUCUCGUCUCCAAUCCCACUCCACGAAGCCGGUCCAGACACGGAUCGAAUUUUAGGAGGAGGAGGAGGAGGAAGAGGCAGCAAAGAAAGCGUAUGCAGACAAUUCUCCGCGCCCAAAGUUCGGGGGAAAUUCACUCGUUGUCUACCUCCUCCACCAUCGCGCGAGUCUCGUGCGACGACAGUGGUGCCGGUAUCGCAAGAGAGAUUGCGAGCGUGAGGAGUGAAAACAUCUUCGGGAGCUCUGAUGAAUGACGAAUGGAGACUACUCCUCCGAGAUCUCAUGACAGGAAUCGUACUCGUCAUAGAAUCUCGACCCACACUCCUCCUCCUCCUCCCCUCUUCUUG